This is a messenger RNA of Vitis vinifera (wine grape), 1637 nucleotides long. RefSeq lists its product as uncharacterized. The transcript is spliced from 5 exons. Gene Ontology annotation, molecular function: hydrolase activity. The coding region runs from base 213 to 1265 and encodes 350 amino acids. Lineage: Eukaryota; Viridiplantae; Streptophyta; Magnoliopsida; Vitales; Vitaceae. The record is from RefSeq and is a predicted model, not a curated record.
GAUAAUCGACGAUAGGAACAAACAACUUGUCGGUCGGCAUCUUGACCAUACAAACAAACAACAACUUGUCUUGUUUGUGGUCCGCAACUGUAGCGUGGCAUGAUAAAUGAUGACAAGAGUGAGAAAGAGACAGUUAUAGUUUCAUUUUAACUCUUAGUCAGCUAACCCUUCGAAAUUGAGAUCGGGCCUUUGGAAUUUGGGGAAGGAAAGCAAUGGAGGGAAUAGAGCACACAACUGUAAGGGCAAAUGGAAUCAACAUUCACCUGGCGGAGAAAGGACAAGGUCCCAUCAUUCUACUCCUCCAUGGCUUCCCCGAGUUUUGGUACUCCUGGCGCCACCAGAUCCACGCCCUCGCCUCUCUUGGCUACCGAGCGGUGGCUCCUGACCUCCGGGGCUACGGCGACAGCGACGCCCCGGCGGACGUCGAUAGCUACACUUACUUUCACCUGGUGGGCGACCUUAUCGGAGUGCUGGACGCCAUCGGCGCCGACAAGGUGUUCGUGGUGGGCCACGAUUGGGGAGCCUUCAUUGGUUGGAAUUUAUGCUUGUUUCGCCCUGAUAGAGUGAAGGCUUUGGUGAACCUGAGUGUUUCUUUUUCUCCAAGAAACGCCAUGAAUAAGCCACUCCAGACCUUCCGGGCUCUCUACGGAGACGACUACUACAUUUGCAGAUUUCAGGAGCCUGGGGCCAUAGAAACUGAGUUUGCUGAGAUCGGCAUUGACAAAGUUCUCAAGUAUUUUCUCACUUCAUUACCCGCUGGUCCAUUGUUUCUGCCAAAAGGAAAAGCCUUAAGAGAUCAACUAGGCAUCCCGAUUACCUUGCCCUCUUGGUUGUCUGAGGAAGAACUCAACUAUUAUGUGACCAAAUAUGAGAAUACAGGCUUCACAGGAGGAUUAAACUACUACAGAAAUCUUGACCUAAGUUGGGAACUCACAGCACCCUGGACCGGGAGUCAAGUUGAAGUUCCGGCCAAGUUUAUUGUGGGUGACCUGGACCUUACUUAUAAUACCCCUGGCUUUAAUGAAUCUAUGACCUUCGAUGAGUUGAAGAAACAUGUGCCACUUUUGGAGGAGGUAGUUGUGAUGAAAGGAGUUGGCCAUUUUCUCCAGGAAGAAAAGGCAGAUGAGAUCAACCAACACAUCCAUGCCUUCUUCCAGAGGAUCCUACUAUUAGUUUUGGAGAGACCCGAGUGUAAGCAUCGUCUACCUCCCGAGAGACCCGACGCAGAAAAUUUUGGAGAGAUUUCGUCUCUUGUAUGGAGAUGACUUCUACGUUUGCAGGUUUCAGAAGCUGGGAAUUCAACAGCACCAUGGUCCGGGAGUCCGAUCAUAGUACCCAGUAAGUUCAUCAUGGGGGACCUGGACAUCACUUACAAUUUCACAGGCAUUAAAGAAUAUAUAGAGUGCCACUUCUGGAGGAAGUAGUUGUGUUGGAAGGGUUGGGUCACUUUCUCCAGGAAGAAAAGCCAGAUGAGAUCAACAAACAACUCCAUGACUUCUUUCAGAAGUUCUGGUUUCCUUUCAUAUCUUUUCACUAAAUCGUUGUUGUCCUGUGAGGAAUUUUGUGUUAUGAACCAGUUGGAAGACUUCUUCCACUUCCACACAUCAAUAAAACAGCUCACUAUUUUUUUUCUCUUU